Molecule: messenger RNA, 729 nt
Organism: Anneissia japonica
Lineage: Eukaryota; Metazoa; Echinodermata; Crinoidea; Comatulida; Comatulidae
Exons: 2
Coding region: 1-729 (242 amino acids)
Biological process (GO): chromatin remodeling
Cellular component (GO): nucleus
Source: RefSeq, a predicted model, not a curated record
AUGUUACUGUUGGAAAAAAGAACAAGAAGAGGAGGAAGACGUGUAAGGAGAGUGCGGGAGAAAAGAAAGGGAAGAAAGGUUACUGUCAGAGUUGGAAAUUUAAAUGUUGGUAGCAUGACUGGCGAGAGGAGAGAACUUGCUGAUUUGAUGGAAAGGAGAAAGUGUCUUGGAAGUAAACAGAGUGUCGGACAUACUAAUGAGCAUGAAGCUGGAAAUAGAAGGGGUGCUGAUAAAUGUAAUCAGUGCAUACGCCCCCAUGUGGGGUGCGAGAGGCAAGUGAAAGAAGAUUUCUGGACUGAAGUAGAUGAAUUGUUGGAAAGUAUACCCAUGGAAGAAAGAGUGAUGAUUGGUGCAGAUUUCAAUGGCCAUGUUAGACAAGGGAACAGAGGGGACGAAGAUGUGAUGGGUAGACAUGGGGUGAAGGACAUAAAUGAAGAAGGGCAGAUGAUAGUGGAUUUUGCAAAACGGAUGGAUUUCGCUGUAGUAAAUACAUUUUUUGAAAAGAAAAUGGAGCACAGGGUGACAUAUAAGAGUGGAGGGAGGUCAACACAAGUGGAUUACAUCUUAUACAGAAGGUGUAACGUAAAGGAGAUUAAAGACUGUAAAGUGAUCCCAGGGGAGAGUGUUGUAAAACAACACCGAAUAGUGGUUUGUAGCAUGACACUAAUAGCUAAAGUACGUAAGCAAAUGCAGGCUCAACCUAGGAUCAAAUGGUGGAGGUUGAAAUAA